GCCUACACGUAUGUCGUCUCGGAACUAUAAUCCGCUGAGUAAUGCGUCCACACGGACUUGUUUCGUUCGCGCACUCAUUCACGCACUGUCGCAGCGUUUAAAAUGGCAGUGACCCUUCACACAGAUUUAGGAGACAUCAAAAUUGAAAUAUUUUGUGAACGUGCACCAAGAACUUGUGAGAACUUCCUCGCCCUGUGUGCCAGUGGCUUCUACAAAGGAUGCAUCUUUCACCGAAACAUUAAAGGCUUCAUGGUGCAAACGGGAGACCCAACAGGCACUGGCAAAGGAGGAACAAGCAUAUGGGGGCGCAAGUUUGAAGAUGAGUUCAGUGAACAUUUAAAACAUAAUGUCCGAGGAGUGGUCUCCAUGGCAAACAAUGGUCCGAAUACAAAUGGCUCCCAGUUUUUCUUCACCUACGCCAAACAGCCUCAUCUGGACAUGAAGUAUACGGUGUUUGGAAAGAUUAUCGAUGGCUUGGAAGCACUGGAUGAGCUUGAAAAACUGCCCGUGCAUGAAAAGACCUUCCGACCGUUGACUGAAAGUCGAAUUAAAGAUGUCACCAUUCAUGCCAACCCUUUUGCUGGAUAGAAGAAGUCUCCAAAGUGCAAAUUGUGAAGAUGUCAUUGUUUCGUACAAGAAAAUAAGAAACCAGUAUUUGCCCAUGUUUUUUAAUAAAUGACAUAUGAUUACUUUUA
Messenger RNA from Syngnathus acus (greater pipefish), 695 nucleotides. It is a transcript of the gene ppil3, whose product is annotated as peptidylprolyl isomerase (cyclophilin)-like 3. Gene Ontology annotation, molecular function: peptidyl-prolyl cis-trans isomerase activity. NCBI's taxonomy places the organism in Eukaryota, Metazoa, Chordata, Actinopteri, Syngnathiformes, Syngnathidae. Gene Ontology annotation, cellular component: catalytic step 2 spliceosome. The record is from RefSeq and is a predicted model, not a curated record. The transcript is spliced from 6 exons. The coding region runs from base 103 to 588 and encodes 161 amino acids. Gene Ontology annotation, biological process: protein folding; protein peptidyl-prolyl isomerization.